AUGGUCAGAAUGAGUGUCUUAGCUGAUAGCUUAAAAUCCAUUAUUAACGCAGAAAAAGCAGGAAAGAGACAAGUUCUCCUCAGACCCACCUCCAAAGUUCUCGUUAAGUUCCUCAGAGUCAUGUAAAAGCAUGGUUACAUUGCUGAGUUCUCAAUCGUUGACGACAAGAGAAACGGAAAGAUCAUCGUUGAACUCAACGGCAGACUUAACAAGUGCGGAGUCAUCUCUCCAAGAUACGACCUUAAACUUAAGAACUUUGAGAAGUUUAUCUACAACAUCCUCCCAUCCAGACAGUUCGGUUAUGUCAUCCUCACCACCACCUUCGGAAUCAUGGACCACGAAGAAGCCAAGAGAAAGCACAUCGGUGGCAAGGUCCUCGGCUAUUUCUAUUGA
Stylonychia lemnae is the source of this 393-nucleotide messenger RNA. NCBI's taxonomy places the organism in Eukaryota, Ciliophora, Spirotrichea, Sporadotrichida, Oxytrichidae. The record is from the annotation of a GenBank genome assembly.